Molecule: messenger RNA, 6270 nt
Organism: Gigantopelta aegis
Lineage: Eukaryota; Metazoa; Mollusca; Gastropoda; Neomphalida; Peltospiridae
Product: elongation of very long chain fatty acids protein 5-like
Exons: 7
Coding region: 306-1202 (298 amino acids)
Biological process (GO): fatty acid elongation, monounsaturated fatty acid; sphingolipid biosynthetic process; very long-chain fatty acid biosynthetic process
Cellular component (GO): endoplasmic reticulum membrane
Molecular function (GO): fatty acid elongase activity
Source: RefSeq, a predicted model, not a curated record
CCUGGGGUGUCGUUAAACAUUCCUUCAUUCCAUCUCUAAGAAUGACAAAAUCCGAACGAAGUUUGGAUAUUAUACGGUAAUAUGCAAAUAAGCAAUCACAUGAUACAGAAAAACCCCUCUCAGAUGAUGUAGAAUAGGUCACAAACCCGGAUGCUGAUUGGUUAACUCUCUAAAUGCCCUUCAGUUCCGCCGCAUGUGUCUUCAUUCACCGGCUACACCGAAAAAUUAUUGCAAAACUGAAAGAGGAUUAACGAAGACCGCACUCUUUUCCCACCAUUUUAAUAUUAAGUCUGUUUUCAGACAAAAUGGCCACUUACAUCAAAACUUUAAUUCAGCAGUAUGAAGAGGCUGUACCCCAUGCAGAUCCAAGAACAAAAAACUGGUUUUUACUGAAUAAUAACCCGUUUCCGGUAUGGAUUUUGACCGCUCUGUACAUCACAGUGGUGUUUGUGGGACCACGCAUUAUGAAAAACCGUCAGCCGUUCAACCUGCAGAUGUUUAUGAUUGUCUACAACCUGGCGCUGGUCGGUCUGUCCAUUUACAUGUUUAUAGAGCUAUUCCUUGGAAUAUGGGGAGCAGACUAUAACCUUUGGUGUGCCUCGUACAGUACAGACAAAUCUCCAAAGGACCCGAGGGAAAAUAGAGUAGCCAGAGUUCUGUGGUGGUAUUUCUUCUCGAAAGCCGUUGAGCUGAUGGACACUGUUCUGAUGAUCUUACGCAAGAAGUUCGAGCAAGUGACCUUUCUGCACUGGUUUCAUCACGCGUCCAUGCUCAAUAUAUGGUGGUGGACGAUGAUGUUUAUACCAGGGGGAAUGUCAUGGUUUGGAGCGUGGCUGAACUGUUUAGUGCACGUAGUCAUGUAUUCAUAUUAUGGGCUCUCUGUCAUUCCGUCCCUUAAGCAGAAACUUUGGUUUAAAAAAUACAUCACAACAUUUCAGCUGGUUCAGUUUGUGAUAACGUUUGUCCACACGUUCAACUCUCUGCGAGUAGGCUGCGACUUCCCGCACUGGGGCCAGAACCUACUGGCUGGAUACAUGCUCAUCAUGCUGACACUGUUCAGCAACUUCUACCUCCAGACGUACAUCAAGAAGAAGAAACGUCUCCAUCACAAGUCACAUUCCAAUGGAGGCAUUGCCGACUACGAAAAGAAAGCUGUCAUCAACGGCGACAAGAAUGGCUUCAUACACAACAAGGCUGAUUGACGAUGGAUGGGUGGCAGUAUGCAAUAGUGCUGAAACUGGCAGUCAUGUUUGCCUAACAGACUGACGAACAUGAAGUGCAACUGAUAUUGUUUUGUCAUAAUUGUUUUUGUGGGUUUUUUUGUGGGUUUUUUUCUUUUCUGUUUAUGUUUGAAAUGUUAUGUUUUUGUUUUGCCAACAUGUGGUUGGUGUCUGAACGUAGGUUUAGUAUGAUAAUAUAAUAUACAUCACAGUGCUUAAUGUUUCUGUCGAAACGAAGCCUGUUUACUCAUUGUUGUCCCACCAGUGCUCAGAUUAUAUGCAUGUGUAAAAGAGAGUUCCUUAACUACAGGCUAUGCAAUACAUAGAUUCAUAUAUACAUGUUUACCGUAUACUCUCAUGUGUAUUGCAUUAACAUGCAUAAUGCUCGCUUCCAUGAUUUGAUAUUUGUAAUAAGAUUACGGUAAAUGGAGAAAUAAGCCUGUGUUUAUUAGUUCCACUUACCAUUAUCGUGAUUUCACUCGUUUCCGCAUACAAGUUUAUUUAUUAAUUGCAUUUACACAGUACUUUUCCCAUAUGUUAUUCCGCCUGUGGGCAUUCAUCACGCUAAAAAAAUAUGUCAAUUAGCAGUUAACGUGAAGUGUUUACUUUCAGCAUAUUGGUACACUUCGACGACGUAAAAGUUUGUAAUCCACUUGCGAAAACACAGAUUUGGAAAAGCACAUUCUUACACAUGAAAACGUGCAUAAUAAAUCAUGUGUGGAAUUUCAUUUAUGGAAAGUGGGCCUAAAGCUUGAGUCUGAAACAUUACAUUUCAUUCAGAUUGAAUGGUGAUUGAUGAACAUCCUAAGUUUGAGUCUCAAAUUUAGACCCCAAUGAAUAAUUGUCUUUUGUCUUGUUAGACGAGCUACCCAUACUGAUGCAUAAAGAAUGGAAAAUGUCGGCGAAUGAUUCUUUUUCUGUUCUGAUACUGCAAAUGUCAGUAUUGAUUUCAAUAGAGCUACAUUGUAACAAAUUACUUAGUUUGGCCUGUCUGACUUUAAAAAAAAAUCCUAAAAAAAUCCUAAAAUAUCAUGAAACUAUUAAAACAAUUGAUGAUUAAAUUUAAAAAAAACCUUUUUAGUGACCCAAUAUAAAACAUUUAAAAUUAUUGGCUUUGAGUAUAUUGAUUGACAUUCUUGACCCAAUCUAGAUUAAAAUCAUUUGGUCUGAGGAGAUGGAAUCAUGAAUUCAGAUGGUAUAUAUUUUCACAUAAACUGGCAGAUACCUAAAAUAUAUUGAUUUCCUGUUCAUAUUUGAUGCUGAUGUAAAUGGAGGAAAGCACUACAUAAUAUUACUUGUUGAUUCAGUUCAGACUCUUCAAGAAUUGAUCUCAUGGGGUGGAGGGUGGUGGAGCUAGGGAAAGUUUUACUGUAUGCCCACCAUUUACUGAAAUACAAAAACGUGCUCUUCCCGCCUCCCACAUGUGAUAGAUUUUUGGGCUGUUAUAGCUAUUACAGAGGUUUCAUUGUCCUGUCCAAGCAAUGACCUCUCUUCCCCCACCUCCCAAGGUUUUCGUUCUCGUAAUUGUAUAAGAAUAACAUUGUGUUCAAAGUAUGCAGGAUCAGGAAACAAAUGCAGUGUAGAUGGCAAAAGUCCUGUUGAUGAAUGCAUUAAAACAAAAAUUAAGGUGGAUCUGUUGGUCGAGUUGGAAUUUGACUGCUAAAUAAAUAAACCUAUUUCUGAUCAAAUUUGAUGUGUUUAACAUCAUGUCAACACACACUGCAAAGACUCAACCGAGAUCUGGCCUAGUGCUUAUAAAACCUUUAAGAGUCUAGACUCAAGACUAUAAUAAGAGUCUGUAUGUAUGUGCCUGACGUCAUUAGAGAUUAAGUCUGGACUCUAAAGGUUUUAUAAACACAGGCCUGGAGUCUCAUUUCCAUAAGCCAGCUAUCAGAAUGGAAACCAGUACACAUGGAGUGAUGACCUAGACCAUAAAAGUUUCUUAUUUAUCGUUGGAUCGGAUAUUGACAUCUCUCUCCUCCUCCGCUCUCUCUCUCUCUCUCUCUCUCUCUCUCUCUCUCUCUCUCUCUCUCUCUCUCUCUCUCUCUCCUUCCCCCCCCCCCAGUUGUCAGCCAAACUUAAACCUAGUGAGUAAUUCAUAGUGAAAAUGCAGCCAGCCUAACCAGUUUGGCAGAUUGCACACUGGCAUAUUGUACUUUGUACUUUGUUUUAUAAUACUAAUCAUUCAUCCUUGCCCUAUGAUCUUUGAUAAUCUUAUGAAAAAACCCACCCCAAAAAAACAAAACAAAAACAACAUUACUGUGUUAAACAUUGUCCUCGUUAUAGGCCUUGUAGAUAAGAUAAAUAAUGAUUUGAAUAGAGGACAUUGUCCAACCCCAUUCUGAAAAUUUAAUUAAUUUGAAAGUUUUUAGACUAAAAUUAGUACAGUGUAGUAAGAAUACAGAUUCCUAUUCAGCAUAUUUAAUAGCUCUAUUGUGGUUUGACUCUGUAACGUGUGUAAUUGGUAUGGGCCUGCUGGUAUGCUGAGCAAUAUAAUAUAUGUAAAUUGUGUUCUAUUAUGGGAAUGAAAUAAUUUGUGUAAAGAAUUCCUAAUUUCAGUGAAUCUUUGGCCAGCUUUCCAUCAACACGAUUAGUUAUAUUUCACAGUACCUUUUUCAUAUUCAUGUUUCCACAGGUGAGCAUAAUGUGCAUGGAGAAAAAGAUUGAUCAGAGAGUUUUCUGUGCUUAAAAGGAAGUGUUGACUGCAUCAAAUAUUUUAUAGUCAUUGCAGAUAUGGAAAUGUUCAUUUUCAUACACCGCUAAUAGAAUGUGGGAGUCAAUGUCAACUAUUUGAUGUCUUUUGUAUGAAUACUUGCUAUCAGUUAAAACUGUUUCUGUUUAGAAGAUCUCUUUCCAUUUAAUUUAAUCAUUCCUGGUGGAAUUUUAUUUUCCAACUGUUAACCUGUUUUAGAAUUUGAUUUAAUGGGUGGGCUAUUGUAACUGGAAGGAUACAAGUCUGAAUUUUUGUUUAUCCCUGGGCUCAAAGCUUUGAAGUGAAGUGGACUUUAAAUUCCUUAAUUUGUAAUUGACUUAAUUUGUAAUUGACUUAAUUGAUAUUUCCCUUCAUAGGUUGCUACCCCCUCAAGAAAACAUCCAAAACCCUAAUGAUCCUACCUGUAACAAAAGACAAAACUAGAAAGCGUUUGAAUAGUUACGUUUUGAAUGAUUUGAUUUUUGCACCUAACAUUUGUGUGUUUGUCUAACUGAGGUAAUGAGUUGAAAGUGUUGUCAGAUACGUGUAUUGUAAAUUCUUAUCAUUUUUUCACAAUUUUUCUUUUUUAUUGUUUGAAAUCCAAUGUAUAUGUGAAAUAGUUUCAUUGAUGUAUAAAUUGUUUGUUUGUUACCCAAUUACUUAUAUUAAAACAUGAACCCAGUUUCUUUAUAUAGAACAUGAACAGUUUGUAAAGAACUUGAACCCAGUUAUUUUAUGUAGAACAUUAACUAUAAUAAUAAUAAUAAUAAAAUUUUAUGUAUAGAAGGUAGCUGUCAGUUCUAGACUAUUCUCCCCUGAGGCCUUCUUACUAAUUAUAACAAUAAUAAUCAUAAUCAUAAUCAUAUUAAUUAUUAAUGCAGUUUAUAUAGAAUUUGAACCCAGUUACUUUAUACAGAACUACACCAAAUACAUUUAAAUUUUUAUAACAACCUUUUGUUAGCAUGUUAGUAUGAUUAUUUGAGUGUUCACAUCUAAUGUGAUGAUUGUGCAAUGUCGUAGUUUUGAUGAGCUAUCUGACAAGUGUGCACAGACCAAUCUAUGAGAUUCAAGAAUAGUUUCCAUUUUGUGUUCUGUUGGUGUUUUGGAAUGUCCAAGAUUAUUGUGAUUUCUUUGAAGAUUGUUUUCAUUAGUGCAUCUUGACAAUCUUCGUAAGAUAUUUGUUGAAGAAACAUGUUUGUGUAAAACCAGUUAAAAAAACAAAACUGUUCUACAGGUAAUCCCACUCGGAAAACCGUUAUGUAGCCACACUCCAAAUGUUUCACAAUGUAACAAGCCUAGCAAUUUACCUUUUUUUUUCAUAAUUAUAAUGACAUUGGAAAUAAACAUUGUGUUUUAUGCAGUGGUUUGAAAUAUGGAGUUUACUGCAACUCCUUGUUAGGUAUUUAAAUAUGGAAGAAUUUAUCCUUAUUUGUGGUGCAUAUAUUUAUUGCUAAGAAUAUUGAAUUUUUAUUUAUUUAUUUGCUUGCAUGAUUGUACGGUCAGCCAGUAGAUGUUUUGUUAAAUAUAGAGUGAAUUAUAUUGAGUGGUUAUGAGCUAGAACUGCCUAAGGGAGAAGAAAAUGACUGUGAACAUAAAAUGUUUCAUCACUGAAAUAAUGUUUAGUUCUUCUCAUGCCUACUUUUAUUACUGUCCAACACAACUUUGUACCAGACUGAAAACAUUAAAGGUGCAUUUUCAAAAUUACAAGCAUCAUGUUUCACCUUUCAUUUUGCAUGUAUUUGUGAUAAAUAACAAAGUAAUCGAUCCCACAUACAAUCUCUGCAUAAUCAACUCAAGAAUAUAAAAUUGUUGCAUGUUGCCACUUUGUGUAAAGAGUGGUUUCUAGAAGAGUCAUAAAAAUAAAAGUAAAUAGCAAUGUUUUAUUGCCCAUUCAGUAAAAUAGCAUAUGGAGUCGCAAUUGUGACAUCGUACAUAGCAAUGUUUUAUUGCCCAUUCAGUAACAUAUCAUAUGGAGUCCCAACUGUGACAUCGUGUGACCUUUUGGUCAUCUUUAUUGGAUUUUGAAAUAAUUAUGAAUUUAUAAUUAGUAGUAAAUCAAAUUAUUUUGAUGUAAUUUUUUGUGAGAGUAAUUCACGGUAUAAUCAUUAAAUUUCACCAGCAACUUGGACAUUGUUUCUUUAAAAAAAAAAUCAUGUCACAACUGAAAGAUUUUGCAUUUAGUCAUUCUUGAAAUUUCAUUCAAUACAUGUUUUUGAAGGGCGGGACCUGUCAGUGGCUCAUUGGGCUAUUUCUCAUUCCAGCCAGUGCAUCAUGACUGGUACAUCAAAGGCUGUGGUAUGUACUACCCUGUUUGUGGGAUGGUGCAUAUAAAAGAUCCCUUGCUGCUAAUCGAAAAGA